GAGGACUAUUUUUCCUCGACACCACCAGCUCGUGUGUUUCCUGUCAUCUCAACGGUCAUUUAUCACUUCCGCUGCCGUAACUGCGACACGAUACGUCACCAGCAAUGGCGGACAAGGAGAAGCGCCGGUCGGGGGCAACUCCGCCAGGGAUGCCCGAGGGCAAAGCCACCAAAUCGGACAGCGACAGAGAGUUUCUGACGCAGGCCGGGGUUGGGGAGCUGCUCCGCGGGGCUAUCCUGAAGAUGGUGGAGGCCAGAUCGGACGAUCCCAUCGGGUUCCUUGCAGACCACUUCUGCAACCUGGCGUCCGUGUCAGAGACCGGCACAGCUGGAUGUAGCGAUGGGGAUCAGCUUAGCAACGGCCUGGUGAGCGCAGGUGCGCAGGAGCAGCAGCAUCUUAACCGGGCACUGUGGCACCUGAGGCUGGCACACCACUCCCAGAGGUCUGAUAUCUAAUUUCUCCCAUAUAUACCACAGGAUUAGGGUUGCAAAAUUCCGGUAAUUUUUAAAGUUGGAAACUUUCCAUAACGGGAAUAAAUCUGAAAUUUACAAAAUUGAAGGUUGGCCCUCAACAGGGAACUUAAAUAUAGUUGGGGAAGAUAAGUUGUAGCAUAAUCUUGGCUAAAACAACCAGAUUUAAUGCAAGUGCACUCCUUAAUCACAUGCACACAGCACACUGCUUACUGCAGGGGUAUUUAGGCUACACCCCCUACAUCACAGGUGUCAAACUCAAGGCCCGGGGGCCAAAUCUGGCCCAUGGAAAAAUUAUAUGUGGUCCACAAGAUCAUCUCAUAUUUGUAUUAAUACUGUCUCACCAGUAUGAAGUUUGCAGAUUUCCUCCAGUAUAAUAAUGUAAACUUUAGCACCAUUAUUUAAAAUGUCCUUAAUAAGCCACGAAAAUCUGGGAAAUUAAACAGUAAGGAAGAUUUUGAUAAAUAGUCAAAAAUGUGGGCGAAAAAAUAUGCCAUUUUUUCUCACAUGGUGCUUUUUUUCACCCAGAUCUGCUUUUAGCAACAAUGUCCGUGUGGCCUAUGACCUUUUGAACCUCACCACACCCCUAAGAAGAUCCAGUGAGGUUGUGGAGGGCCCUGACAGCUCCAUCGCUGACAGUCCCACAGGAGGAGGAGGAGGAGGAGGAGUGAGAGGAGGCCUCUACACACAGACUCUCCAGUGUCUGUGCAGUGAGGGUGGGGUUCCUGCCUCCACCUCUGCCCCUCUCCUCCGUCGCCUCCACUGCCAGGACCACGAGGCUGUCCCUUAUGAUAUCUUCCGUCACGGCGUGCUCACAUGUGCAGUUUUCUCAGACUACAUCCGACAGGCUCAGCGGCUUUACGCCGAAGUGUGCUGUCCAGACGAAGGGCCUGCCUCUCGGGCCUUGUGCCUGGCGGUGCUGGGGACCUUGAGUGAAGCCCUGGAGACUUCCCAAGGCUGUGAUGCAAACUGUUCCCCUAAUGCAAACACAAAAACCGCAUCCUGUUCAGAGGCUAACAUGAAGGCUAUACGCUACCUUGAGGCCAGUGCCAAGAUGUCUCCUUAUAAGCUCGCUCAGGCUAUGGCUGGAGCCCAAUCACGGGGCCCAGGGGGUGAUAUGGACGCUAAAGAGUUUGAAAAUGCAGCUGCAGAACUUUUUAUCACCAGGGUGAAAGUCGUGUCUUAGGUGUCUAACACUUGAAGAAUGGGCAACAUUUCCAAGUAUAUCUAAGUGUAAAAAGUGACCUGUGUACCUUUCCUAACCUCAACACAUCCACAUGGCAAUGUUUUUCUUCAUUCCUACUAAGCCCAGAUUGUCUUGUGAUGUUGUACUGCCUCAAGAUUGUAAGGCAUCUGACACAUUCAUUAUUUCACCAUUACCCGACUAAUAAACAACUAUAAAAUGCUAUGACUAUUGACAUCAAAAGAAA
Xyrichtys novacula (pearly razorfish) is the source of this 1900-nucleotide messenger RNA. The record is from the annotation of a GenBank genome assembly. NCBI's taxonomy places the organism in Eukaryota, Metazoa, Chordata, Actinopteri, Labriformes, Labridae.